AUGGCAGCGGUUGCAAUUGGGAAUAUUGUAUGUGUGAAAAUCGGUGUUGCGUUGGAGAGUAAUGAUUCAGUGGAGUUUACUGGGCAUAACAAUUGGGAAGCACUUUGGAUUUUUGAGCUAGCUAAUGAAUGGAAUGUAUGGAAAAACGUGACGUUUCUAGUGGUCUUGAGUUUAUAUGGUGGCGGGUUAGUAAAGGUGGCGAGGUGCUGGGACAUGGUGCUUGACAGGCUAACUGGUACGUAUGCUGAAAUGGAUAGCUUCCUCUUCACCUCAGAGUCUGUCAAUGAAGGCCACCCAGACAAGCUCUGUGACCAGGUCUCUGAUGCCAUCCUCGAUGCUUGCCUAGAACAAGAUCCCGAGAGCAAAGUUGCCUGUGAAACCUGCACAAAGACCAACAUGGUCAUGGUCUUUGGUGAGAUCACGACCCAGGCCAAAGUCAACUACGAGAAGAUAGUUCGAGAUACUUGCAGAGGCAUUGGUUUCACAUGUCCUGAUGUUGGAUUGGAUGCUGAUCACUGCAAGGUCCUUGUCAACAUUGAGCAACAAAGCCCUGACAUUGCCCAGGGCGUUCACGGUCACCUCACCAGGAAACCUGAGGAAAUUGGAGCUGGUGACCAAGGCCACAUGUUCGGCUAUGCUACUGAUGAGACACCUGAGCUCAUGCCUCUCACUCAUGUCCUUGCCACCACACUUGGUGCCAAGCUCACUGAGGUGAGAAAGAAUAAGACGUGCCCGUGGCUCAGGCCUGAUGGCAAGACCCAAGUAACUGUUGAAUACCGGAAUGAAGGUGGUGUCAUGGUGCCUGUCAGAGUUCAUACUGUUCUCAUCUCAACCCAACAUGACGAGACGGUUACCAACGAGCAGAUUGCCAAGGAUUUGAAAGAACAUGUAAUUAAACCUGUCAUCCCAGCCAAGUAUCUUGAUGACAAGACCAUCUUCCACCUCAAUCCAUCAGGUCGGUUUGUCAUUGGUGGUCCCCAUGGCGAUGCAGGACUCACUGGCCGGAAGAUUAUUAUCGACACCUAUGGUGGGUGGGGUGCUCAUGGAGGAGGUGCUUUUUCAGGCAAAGAUCCUACUAAAGUGGACAGGAGUGGUGCAUAUAUUGUUAGGCAGGCAGCCAAGAGUGUGGUGGCUUCAGGACUUGCUAGGCGCUGCAUUGUGCAGGUUUCCUAUGCAAUUGGUGUGCCAGAACCUCUUUCAGUAUUUGUUGACACUUACAAGACUGGAAAAAUCCCAGACAAGGAUAUUUUGGCUCUGAUCAAGGAGAACUUUGACUUCAGGCCUGGUAUGAUUGCCAUCAAUCUUGAUCUGAAGAGAGGAGGCAACUUCAGGUUCCAGAAGACUGCUGCAUAUGGUCAUUUUGGCCGUGAAGACCCUGAUUUCACCUGGGAAACUGUUAAGAUCCUCAAACCCAAAGCUUGA
Molecule: messenger RNA, 1422 nt
Organism: Ilex paraguariensis (yerba mate)
Lineage: Eukaryota; Viridiplantae; Streptophyta; Magnoliopsida; Aquifoliales; Aquifoliaceae
Source: the annotation of a GenBank genome assembly